Messenger RNA from Adineta ricciae, 2778 nucleotides. Lineage: Eukaryota; Metazoa; Rotifera; Eurotatoria; Adinetida; Adinetidae. The record is from the annotation of a GenBank genome assembly.
AUGGAACAAUUCCUACGCCAGCGAAUUGAUUGUCCGCCAUCAGGCGGCACACGAACCUUGCUCGAAGAAAAGGAUGGCAUCAUCAAACGACAACAAGAUGAAUUAAGUAAAUUACAAACUCAAUUAAAAUCUAUGCAGGCUGAGCGUGAUUAUUUACUUUCAUUACUUUCUAAUGAACAACAAUCAAAUAUCAAUAAUCAUACAAUAUCGAGAGNUAAUGAACAACAAUCAAAUAUCAAUAAUCAUACAAUUGUUCAACAGUCGGUAACAAAGAUGACAAAUCAUGUUGACAUUCGUUCACCGUCGUCAGCAUCGACAACGACGUCAGUGAAUGGAUCUGUUAAUGCUUAUGAACUAUCACAAGACCUUCAUGACAAACGAAUUGAAAUGUUAGAACGUAAAUAUGGCGGAAGCUUGCGAUGUCGUCGAGCAGCAACGAUUAUUCAACGUGCAUAUCGAAAAUAUAAACUAGAACAGAAUUUUCGUCAUUUACGGGCAACGAUGAAAACAAAUAAACGUUUAUCAUGUACAUUUCUUGAUAAUAACAACAACAAUAGCAUAGUGAAUCAUCCUCAUCCAAUUCAAAUGAUAAAACCAUUAAAACCGUGUUUGAGAACAACAACCAGAUCUGCUGUGCCGGCCCUUGCCGAUGAUUUAUUAAAUUGUUCGACAAGUUCAUCAUCGUCAUCGAAUACACCGACCAAUUCGGAUUCUCUGUCAUUGAAUUUCGCUGACCGUCAUCUAGAUUUGCCAUCAAUCAAUUUCGAACACUUUAUCGAAAGCACGAAACAACAACAGAAUAAAAAUCGUAAACGUGUUUGUAUUGUCACUGAUACUCCGCCGAACCAUCGCAAACAUCCUGAACCAAUUGAUAAUGUCAGCGAUUUUGUCGAUGGAAAUUCUCAUAAACCAUUCAUGUUAAUCGAAUCUAACAAUAAAACUUCUAUAUCAUCAAAUGGACACAAUGGUCUACUUAAAACGCAAUCACCUUCGCCAACAAAUGACUUUAAUUUCUAUACGAAUUUAACUGAUUCACCUAUUCAUCUACGCAAACUUGCCUCACAAAAACCAACGCCACCACUUCGUAGUUUAUCGUUAAAACCUCGUCCAACGUUGAUUUCAACGACGAAUUCAUUACCAUCGCCAAUCUGGAAAAGAAAAACUUCGUUAACAAUAACAACAAACGAAAACGACUUUAACGACUUUUCUCUUGAAAGUCCAAACCGUUCCUUUGCCCAACGAAUAAGUCCAUCAUCAACAACCAGCUCGGAUCGUGAUAAUAUGAGUCUUCAAUCGACAAGUAGCGGUUCGAAUUCAUGCUCAUUAUCAAAUAGUCUUGAAUUGCAUCACCAUCAACAACAGCCACUACUUAUCCAACAUCAACCAGUUCUACAUGGACAUGAACGAACAUCGAAUAUACGAAUGAAUGAAACUUAUCGUCGACGUUGCUAUCGAGCUGGGCUCAACAUUUUCAAUAAAAAACCCGAACGUGGCAUUCGGUAUCUGAUUGCUCAUCGUUUCCUUGAACCGAAUCCGCAAGCAGUUGCGCGAUUUUUACUUUCACGAAAAGGUCUAAGUCGACAAAUGAUCGGUGAAUACCUUGGUAAUCUUCAAGAUCCAUUUGCAAUGCAAGUUCUACAUGCUUUUGUUAAUGAAUUCCAUUUCGACGAUAUGCCUAUCGAUGAAGCGUUGAGAAAGUUUCAAUCGUCGUUUCGAUUGCCAGGUGAAGCACAAAAAAUCGAACAAUUGAUGAAGGUAUUUGGACAGCGCUAUUGUGCAACAAAUCCGACAACAUCACCAUCGUCGAAUGUCGACACCAUAUUUAUAUUAGCUUUUGCUAUUAUCAUGCUGAAUACGGACCUUCACAGUCGGAAUAUCAAAUCCGAGAGGAAAAUGCGUCUCGAGCAAUUUAUAAGAAAUCUUCGGGCGAUCGACGAUGGCGAAGAUCUUGAUAUCGAUUAUUUAACUGGCAUUUACGAACGAAUCCGUGCACAAGAGUUUCGUCCUGACAGUGACCAUGUUACUCAAGUGGCCAAAUUCGAGCAGACACUUAUUGGUAAAAAGCCCACCUUGAUCGCACCGCAUCGACGAUUGGUAUGCUACUGUCGUCUGUAUGAGAUUUAUGAUUUAUCCAAGCGAGAACGGCUUACUGCACAUCAACGCGAAGUCUUUCUUUUCAAUGAUCUACUUGUUAUUACGAAAAUCUCGGGUAAAAAACGUCAGCAAUUGCAAUAUCAAUUUCGACAAGCAUUCCGCCUGUCAGGAAUGAAUUUGUAUUUAUUCGAAACAACAUAUUAUCAAUAUGGAAUUCGUCUUGUACGUAAACCAGACGUUAAUCAAACAAAUCUGAUCACCUUCAAUGCUCGAAACGAACAUGAUAGAUCGAAAUUCUGUGAAGAUCUCAAAGAAGCAAUUAUGGAAAUGGAUGAAAUGGAAGGAUUACGUAUUCAGUCCGAAUUAGAUAAAUUACGCGGUUCAUGGAGUUCACUGGCAGAUGUACCGACAACAAAUGGAGUUGUUUCGUCAUUAAUCGAUUAUCCAACAAAUAAACGUGAGCGACCAUUAUCGAGAACAUUGUCAAACUCUUUACUUGAUAUGAGUUUAACAAUGAACGCAUCGGCAACAUUUAAUCAUCAGUCAACGAUAAACACUACGUCAGAUGUUCUGCCAUAUCGAAAUUCUCAAUGUUCAGUGGAUAGCGGAAUGGUGUCAAUGACAAACGAUUUUUCGCCAAACAAUGCCUAUCCGCUUCGUUCGGUCGGAGUUAAACUAACUUAA